Kwoniella shivajii is the source of this 1428-nucleotide messenger RNA. RefSeq lists its product as uncharacterized. Gene Ontology annotation, biological process: amino acid transmembrane transport. The record is from RefSeq and is a predicted model, not a curated record. The transcript is spliced from 7 exons. Lineage: Eukaryota; Fungi; Basidiomycota; Tremellomycetes; Tremellales; Cryptococcaceae. Bases 1 to 1428 code for a protein of 475 amino acids. Gene Ontology annotation, molecular function: L-amino acid transmembrane transporter activity.
AUGAACGACUACGAGAAGAAUGUCAACGGUGACGUUGGAACUGGAAGUCUAGAAACAUCGACGAUACCUGUUCCAGAUGGAAAAUACGAUAUCAACGACCCCGAACAUGAUGCUGUCUUUGGUGAACGAAAGGAGGGAGCUGUCAACUACAGGUCUAUGGGAUGGAUGCAAGCUACUAUUGUCAUGUUGAAAACCAUCAUCGCCUUGGGUGUUCUUGCGAUGCCUACUGUGCUUUCUGCAACUGGAGGUGUACCUGGGUCGUUGAUUAUUCUUGCCAUUGGUUUGAUCACUACAUGGACGGGUCACGUUGUCGGUUUAUUCAAAAAGAACCAUCCUGAAGUUUACUCGAUGGAUGGUGUUGGAUAUAUUCUAGGAGGCAGAUGGGGUCGAGAGUUCUUCACCGUCGCCUACCCUAUGUUUAUGAUCUUCUUAUCUGGUUCCGGUUUCGUCGCUAUAUCUAUCGCCUUCAACGCUGUCACGGCUUACGGCACAUGUACCGUGGCCUGGGUAGUAGUAGCCAUGGUGGGUACCUUUGCACUCGCCUCAAUUCAAACCUUGAACAAGGUGUCUAUUCUUGGUUGGAUCGGUUUUGUUUCCGUCAUGUCUGCUAUUUUGAUCAUCACUAUCGCCGUCGGCAUCCAAGACCGACCGACCACCGCCCCUCAAGUUGGGGCCUGGGACAAAAAGGUCUUUGCCGUCAACCAUGAAGGUACUUUCCUUGGUGGUAUGGGUGCUGUCAGUACUGUUGUAUUCUCUUACUCUGGUACACCAGCCUUCUUCAACGUUGUCGGUGAAAUGCGAAAGCCUCGAGAUUACGACCGAGCUCUUUACUGGUGUCAAAGUAUCGUUACCGCAACCUAUUUAACAAUCGGUAUCGUCGUUUAUUACUUCUGUGGACAAUACUUGGCGAACCCUGCUCUUGGUUCCGCUGGUGUGAUCGUCAAGAAGGUAGCGUAUGCGGUUGCACUCCCCGGAUUGUUCGUAUCCGUCACUAUUUACACGCAUGUCGGUGCGAAAAUGAUCUUUGUUAGACUUCUUCGAGGAUCCGAGCACCUUACCGCUCACUCUUUCGUUCAUUGGGCUGUGUGGCUCGGCACUGUCGCAUGUUGUGUUGUCCUCUCCUUCAUCUUGGCUGAAUCUAUUCCUUUCUUCGGUGACCUUGUCAACUUGAUCGGUGCUACUCUCGGUACAUUCAUGUGCAUGAUUGCAUGCGGCUGGAUGUGGUUACACGACAACUUGCGUCGACGCAAGGAAGACAAGUCACUGUACUAUAAAUCUUUGGUUGCCUGGAAUGUUUUCAUCGUCCUCGCCGGUGUCUUCAUCGUCAUCACCGGUACUUGGGCGGCCGUAGUUGGCAUCAGGAACUCCUACUCUACUGGAUCGAUCAGCAGCCCGUUCUCAUGUGCGGACAACAGUAACUCUAGUUAG